This is a messenger RNA of Fomitiporia mediterranea MF3/22, 1392 nucleotides long. RefSeq lists its product as uncharacterized. Lineage: Eukaryota; Fungi; Basidiomycota; Agaricomycetes; Hymenochaetales; Hymenochaetaceae. The transcript has 3 exons. The record is from RefSeq and is a predicted model, not a curated record. Bases 1 to 1392 code for a protein of 463 amino acids.
AUGGAAAAUUAUUCUACAUUGUUGAGCCCUAUCGACAACUUUGCUUUCUCUCAGUUCACAAACAGCAGUCCUACAGGGAGUAGCCCUGCUUCCCGUGGCAAGCAGAAUCCUCAGAACAUGCAGGACGUUCCAAGAACGCCUCUUCCGAAGCCGAGCAAUGACUGGCAGGAAAUGUUCGAAGGUCCACAGGCUGGACAAUUCCCAUUUGGCAUAUGGGAUGAAAACCCAUUCGGCUCCAACAAGCAGAUGUCUGCAUCUCCGUGGAGACCGAAUGUUUUUAGGACACUAUCGGAUACGUUCCUUGACUCGCCUCUCUCGUCUUCUUCAUUCUUGUCUUCGGCGUCAGGAUCUCCUUCGGUCCAUCCAUCGACAACGUGCUCUCCUUGGGAGACAUGUCCCGGCCUUGCCCCAGCCAGCCCGGAUAUCCCUCUUCUUGACGAAUUGUCUCUCGGUCUUCAAGGCUCACUCAACUUCUCAACCGAUGAUGCCGCAGCGUAUGCAGUGAAUAAUGCACCUCUGGGUUCUCCCCUGCGGUCGCCUAUCAGCCUCUCAUACGAGGGUGACUCUGGAGUUAUUGACACUUUCAACCUUAUGGAUUCCCAGCACCAUGUAGCGACGACAAUUGAGCCUUCUCAUCUCAUGUCGAACGCACUGGGCCUCGACUUAUCUGGUAGCGACAAUUCCAACCAUCCUAUGAUGUCAUCGACUAUGCCGCAAAUGCUUCCCCCUUUCGGCGAUAUCGUGGUGAGCCCGCCUCACAGCAAGGGGUCUUCACCCUUCACGGAGGCUAAUGACGUGCCUACAUCUCCUCCACGCUCCGUCCCGUCACACACCGCUGGCAGCUUCGAUGCGUUCUCACCAUCCACUGGUUUUCCCUCUGAAAGCUCUAUGCACAAUCGCACCACUAGACGCAAGACCUCUCGUAUCGACUAUGCUGAAGCCGCAUACGAUGGAGAUAGUGAUGAGGACCUCGAGGAAUCCGCCAACAAUAGUACUAUUCGCAUUAAUAAACGUCGCAAGGCAGGUGCUGAGUCGCCUUCGUUCAUGUACUCAGAGAGUGAUGAAGAUGGCGAGCUUGGUGAAUUCGGGGUGCGUCGCGGCCGCAAGGGCGGCAAGCGCUCAGGAACCAAAGCUGGUGCAGCUGCAAACACAAAGCGCAAGAGCAAGCGCAGGCACCAUUGUCCGCUCGAAGGAUGUAAGCAGUCCUUCACACGUGUGACAGACAUGGCUCGUCACCUCGCCAGCGUUCAUCGCACAGUCGAUACAGAUGCGAACCGCUGCUCGUUCUGCCAUAAAGCAUUUUCCCGCGACGACGCAGUCUUGCGGCAUGAGAAUGACAGCUGCCCUAUGCGCCCUCGCAAGAAGACGUCUCCUGCUGAACUAUGGGUCUGA